ACAUUGAACCGCCAGAUCUUGAAUGUCCACCAAGCCAAAAUCUAGUAGGUGAUAAUGAUUGUAUGGCAUCGCCCACUUGGACACAACCUACUGUUAUGGACAACUCUGGGGAGAUUUUUCUACCAGUAUGUGACUAUAGAAAUGGGAGCACAUUUUCUGAAAUGAACACUACUGUAACAUGUAAUGCUACUGAUGAUUACGGCAACAUUGGGUACUGUACAUUCAACAUUAUCAUUAUAGAUGAGCUUGCUCCUAUACUGGAUUGUCCAGAUGACAUCAUGAUGUGCACUGACACAGGGGUUGAUUCAAUGAAUGCCUCUUGGUAUCCAGCUAAUGCAACUGACACAUGUUGUGGUGAUACUGAGGCAAAUGCUAACUACACAAGUGGAGAUGAAUUUACAGUCGGUGAUACCACCGUAGGAUAUUCCGCAACUGAUUGUAAUGGGAACACUGGAUAUUGUCAGUUCAUUGUUACAGUAACUG
Anneissia japonica is the source of this 483-nucleotide messenger RNA. RefSeq names its product hyalin-like. The annotation marks the transcript as partial. The transcript is spliced from 2 exons. Lineage: Eukaryota; Metazoa; Echinodermata; Crinoidea; Comatulida; Comatulidae. The record is from RefSeq and is a predicted model, not a curated record.